UUGCCAGACUAACAUCUUCGCGGUUUUACUUGGGUCGGUCUAUGUUGCGGCUGUUCAUUAAGAAGAUAUUGGAGUUUCGGUUUGUUCGGGGUUCUGUGAUUGUUGCAAAGUGUUGGAUUUUGUACAACCGUCAAUUUAGUGCAACCACUAAGUGGGGUUCGUCUAGAUUCUGUGAAAGGGAAGACCAACAGCAACGACGACAGCAGCAACAGCAACAGCAGUUCUGAUAUCAAAGCUACGAUAAGUGACAAACAGCUGCGGGAAAAUGGCAACGAAAACAACAGUAAUCGUUUUAGUGUCGCUAUUGAUUGGACUCUGCGCCGCCCAGCGAAAGGAUCAGGACGACCCGUGCAAAACCAAAUCGAAGGUGGUGGGUGAUGUGACAUAUUGUGACCGAUACUGGGAGUGUAUCAACAAUCAACCGGAGCUGUACGACUGCCCCAACGGACUGGUGUUUGCCGGGAAGCAUCGGGGCGUGACGGAAGGAUGCGACUAUCCAUGGCGAUCGGACUAUUGCGAGGGCAAGCAGUUGGCAAAUGGACCCAUAUCUACGGAACACUGUGACUGGCUGUAUGGCAUCUUUGGCCACGAGACAUCCUGCACGCGUUACUGGACCUGCUGGAACGGAACCGCCACCGAGCAGCUCUGCAUCGGCGGUCUGCUCUACAACGAAAAUGCCCACAGCUGUGACUGGCCCGAGAACGUUGACGGAUGUCAGAAGCAUCCCCUUUGCAACGAUGACGCUAAUGGAAACGUACCGCUUGGAAAAUCCUGCAACCGUUACUGGCAGUGCCAGGGUGGGUACCCACGACUCCAGCGGUGUCCAGCUAUGCUUGUAUUCGACCGACGAAGCCUGCGUUGCGUUGUGCCUCCGACCGAGGAUUGUGACGUCCCAACCACACCGCUGCCAUUCGAGGGUGAUCUGGAGCAGGGCAAGGGUAAUGCCAUCUCGAAUCUGCCACCGGGCGCCAUCCAGGGCAAACCCAGCGGAGGACGGAACAAAAACUAAACUCUCGUGAUAAUGACUGCACCGAGGAAAUGUUCGUUAGUUAAGGAUUUCCUCGUCGACAUCGGUCCCUCCGGAGCAACACAAACGGCACGGCACUAGGAUGUAACCUACAGCAGCAGCAACAUCAACGACAACAAUAAUAGCGCUGGAAGAAAAUUGGACUGUCCCAGUGCGGUUGCCUGGAAAAGUUCAGAACAUCGCUUUAAUAUGACGAUUUAUUUUCCAAAAGUGGCCGACUUCCAUCCAGAUCAACAGCAACGUAGCCGGCAUCUUAAACUCGGGUUACAAGCUCCACCCGACGGCGAAGAUUCUCCUCAAAGCAGAAAUCCUAAAGCACGUGCAAAUGAAAACUUCAUAAGUUUUGUAUAUAAAUAAUAUUUUUAAUUGAAAAUAAUGUUUAUACUAUUAUUUCUCACUCGUUUUUAUUGUGCUUUAUUAUUUAAAACCAGAAAAUGAGAAAAUGAGUAAGCAGCGUAAGAUAAAUAAACCGGUAGAACACAGAA
Messenger RNA from Armigeres subalbatus, 1512 nucleotides. RefSeq names its product protein obstructor-E-like. The transcript has 6 exons. The coding region runs from base 266 to 1009 and encodes 247 amino acids. The record is from RefSeq and is a predicted model, not a curated record. NCBI's taxonomy places the organism in Eukaryota, Metazoa, Arthropoda, Insecta, Diptera, Culicidae. Gene Ontology annotation, cellular component: extracellular region. Gene Ontology annotation, molecular function: chitin binding.